This is a messenger RNA of Emys orbicularis (European pond turtle), 960 nucleotides long. RefSeq names its product monoacylglycerol O-acyltransferase 3 (gene MOGAT3). Gene Ontology annotation, biological process: triglyceride biosynthetic process. The coding region runs from base 1 to 960 and encodes 319 amino acids. Gene Ontology annotation, molecular function: diacylglycerol O-acyltransferase activity. The record is from RefSeq and is a predicted model, not a curated record. Lineage: Eukaryota; Metazoa; Chordata; Testudines; Emydidae. Gene Ontology annotation, cellular component: endoplasmic reticulum membrane. The transcript is spliced from 7 exons.
AUGACAGGUGCCCUGAAGAAGCACCUUGAGCUGCUGAGCGUUUUUCAGUGGGUUAUGACCUUCCUCUUCUUCGGUGCCUUCUUCACGUCCCUGCUGUUCUACCUGCUCUUCACCCGCCUCUGGGCCGUCUCUGUGCUGUACUUCGUGUGGUGGGUGCUCGACCGCGACACCCCAGAGAGAGGCGGACGGCGCUCAGACUGGAUGCGACGCUGGCGAGUCUGGCAGCAUUUGACUGAUUAUUACCCUGUCAAGCUGGUGAAGACGGUGGCUCUGCCCCCCGACCGGAGCUACGUGCUGGGCUCCCACCCCCACGGCAUCAUGUGCGCGGGGGCCGCGGCCGCCUUCUGCACCGAGGGCCCCGGCUUCUCCCAGCUCUUCCCCGGCCUACGGCCCAGCCUGGCGCUGCUGGCUGGACUCUUCCGCCUGCCCCUCUACCGCGAGUACAUGAUGGGCUUCGGGAUGUGCCCCGUGAGCCGCCCCAGCCUGGAUUUCCUGCUUGCCCGGCCUGGCAACGCGGUGGUGAUCGUGGUGGGGGGCGCGGCCGAGUCGCUGGACUGCGCCCCCGGGCAGCACCGCGUCACCCUGCGACGCCGCACCGGCUUCGUGCGCCUGGCGCUGCAGCACGGGUCCGCCCUGGUGCCCGUCUAUUCCUUCGGGGAGAACGAGCUCUUCCGGCAGCUCGUCUUCCCGCCGGGCAGCCGGCUGCGGCGCCUGCAGCUCCGCUUCAAGGACCUGACGGGCUUCGCGCCCUGCCUCUUCUGGGGGCGUGGGCCGCUGCCCUCGCCCUCGCCCGUCACCGUCGUGGUGGGGAGCCCCAUCCUGGUGCCGCGCCGCCCCCACCCCACCCAGGCCGAGGUCGCUCACUACCACGGGCUCUACGUGGAGCAGCUGUGCCAGCUCUUCGACCGCCACAAAGUCAGCUGUGGGGUGCCAGCCUCCUGCCGGCUCAGCGUGGCCUAG